Messenger RNA from Nannospalax galili (Upper Galilee mountains blind mole rat), 2441 nucleotides. It is a transcript of the gene Cyb5r5, whose product is annotated as NADH-cytochrome b5 reductase-like. NCBI's taxonomy places the organism in Eukaryota, Metazoa, Chordata, Mammalia, Rodentia, Spalacidae. The record is from RefSeq and is a predicted model, not a curated record. Gene Ontology annotation, molecular function: oxidoreductase activity. The transcript is spliced from 6 exons. Bases 139 to 975 code for a protein of 278 amino acids.
AACGCGCCAAGUGCUCCCCGCCUCCGGGGGCUCCAGGUUCUUCUCGUAGGGAAGUUGGAGGAUUCUAGGCUGGCAAGAAAGAACCUGAGCCUGUGGUCUCACGGUUGUCCCUCCCACUGCGCCCAAACCCCACUGCCAAUGGGAGAGGGGGAAGAGAAGAACACUGAAGAAAUCUGGCUGCAGCUGCGGCCUGUGGAGCCCUUGCCUUCCCAGUGCUGCGGCAGUGGCUGCUCACCCUGUGUGUUUGACCUCUAUCACCGAGACCUGGAAAGAUGGAAGGCAGCCCAAACCAGCAACGACAGGAGUCUGCUGAGUGGAAAGCAGUCACAGAGCUGCUCCACCAAGUUGAGACCAGAGACCUUCCUAGCCUUCCACAUCUGUGGUGUGGAGAAACUCACCAAAGACACCUAUCUUGUCCGGUUUAUACUGCCUGCGAACAGCCAGCUUGGCCUGCAUCCUGGCCAGCACCUUGUCUUACGAGGAGUAGUAGAUGGCCUAGAAAUUCAGAGAGCCUAUACUCCCAUCAGCCCUGCCACUGCAGAAGGAUACUUUGAUGUUUUAAUUAAGUAUGGGGAACUUCUCAUGCUGGCUGCAGGCACAGGCCUGGCUCCUAUGGUGCCCAUCCUGCAGAGCAUCACAGACAAUGCCGACGAUGAAACCUUUGUCACCUUGGUCAGCUGCUUCAAGACCUUUGAGGGCAUCUACCUGAAGACCUUCCUCCAGGAGCAGGCCGGGUUCUGGAACGUGCGCACCUUCUUUGUUCUCAGUCAGGAGACCUCCCCAGAGCUCCUUCCCUGGAGCUACCGUGAGAAGACUUACUUCGGCCGCCUGGGUCAGGAGCUGGUUGAUGAACUGGUGAGCCGCUGCCGGAGAAAGCCAUUUGCAUUGGUCUGUGGCUCACCUGAAUUUACCAAGGACAUGGCUAGGUGCUUGCUGUCUGCCGGCCUGAUGGAAGACUCCUUCUUCCUCUUCUAACCCUAACUGUAGGCCUUCUACAGAGGUACAGGAAGGCGCCCAGACUGGAAGGGGCCCAGGCUAGAGUCAAAAGACAUGGAGUCCAGGCCCUGGCCCCGCUGCUGACUUGUCCAGAGACCUUGGGCAAGUGCCUUUGUCCUUGGAACCUCCAUUUCCUGUCUGCCCUAUAAGUUUUGUCAUUCUCUCCUGGCAUCCUGCUGUGUGGAACAAGACCAGCAAAUAGCCCCAGGAGCCAGGGAAGACUACUCCAAGGGAGCCAAGGAAAUCAAGUCCUGCUGAGCCCAAGAUGGUGGAAGUUGGACUGGGGGAGGGGCGAGGAGCCUUCCUCACCUUCCAGAGGGCCCAGUUGGGGUUCCUGCUGCUUCCUCAGCACCUUUCAGAAUUGGUGCUAAGUGUUUAGGAGAUAACUUCAGAAGCACAGAGCUCUUUGAAGGACCUUUACUUCUCUACAUUGCCCUGGAUUGUCUCUUCUCUGCACCAACCUGCGAUCAGCAUCAUGCUCAGUCUCCCUUUCCUGGCUCAAGAGCCCAGCCUAGAGUCCUUUCCUCACAAAAGAAGAGGCAGGGAGGCAAAUGCCCCUCCUUCCUGUAGGCAGCCGCUCAGCCCUGUGCCUUCAGCUCGGUGCCCUGGUGACGGUUGCUAUGGAGAUCUAAAGAUAGAGCAGGAGUCAAGAGACCUGGGUCCCUCUUCUAGCUCUGCCCACUUCAUGGCUGCCAAUCCAGCUCCACCCAGCCCCCCACCCCACCAACUCCAUCCUACAUGCAUGCCCUCUCCAGGGAACUAGCUGCCCCUGGGCAUCACAUUGACUUAAUGAAUUCUGCUUUUUACAGCCUGGGCCCCGGUGUGCUGCGCCAGCACAGGCUGGCUACAGGCAGCCCCAGACUUGGAAUAUUCGACAAUGGAGUGCUAGAAGCAGAGAGCUGAGAACCUUCAGGAUUAGGAUUUUGUAGUCAGAAUUGCAAUCCUCCCAGCAGAGAUGAAGUUCAGGUGCCAGAAAGCCCCAUCUAACAGACUCUUUGUACAAAUGGGGAGUCCAAGUUCCCAUGAGGUUCAGGGACUCGCCCAGCAUGAAAUAGUUCAUGGUAGAGCCAGCUCUAGAAGUCUCCCAUCACCUCCUACUCAUGGUGCUCCACAGGGCACUGGGGCACCUUGCCUGGAUGGUAGAGGGGCCUCCAGAUCUGUCUCAAGCAUAGCAGGUCUGUUUUCACCUCAUCUUUAUAGUGGAGCUUGGAUAACUUUUAUUUGUCAGAAAGGACUUUUCCAUUCCACCAGCAAAAUCACAGUUCUCCAUGCUGGACCAUGUUCAAUAGUCACAGCGAGCAGCUGGGGAUGGAGAAAGAUUUCACACUGCAUCUAAGGGGCAAGGGUUCUCUUGUCAGUAGGGUGUGGGACCAUACCAUAUGACGUCUCAGAACCAAAUGCCAGGAGUACAUUAAAGCUCUGCAAACAUAAGUCAAGAAGCUUCA